Rotaria socialis is the source of this 1284-nucleotide messenger RNA. NCBI's taxonomy places the organism in Eukaryota, Metazoa, Rotifera, Eurotatoria, Philodinida, Philodinidae. The record is from the annotation of a GenBank genome assembly.
AUGACGAUCGAGGAGAAUAUUGCACGGAUCGCCGAUAGUACACUCACUCCAACUGAUUUAUGGCCGCGUGUGCGUGGCUCAACAGCUUCACGAGAGUCUCGAAUGGAAGUGGUGGCAUGGGUGGCUGUAUGCAAAUUCAAUUGUAAUCUUGAAGGGGGCUUUGUUCGUGACUGGAUCGUGGCAAAUGAACGAGUGCGACCCCCACUAACAAUUCAGCCUUCAGAAUGGGUUCAAUUCGAUGCGAUAACUGGUAUUCCAUCUCUUUUGAAGGCAUUGGUUCCUUCUGAUAUUGACUGUAAAAUGCCGUUAGAUCGUUACUUUGACGUGGAAAAGUUUUGCGAUGAAAUCACCAAAUUCGAUAUGAAACCACAAAUCUAUCGCUCUCGUCGUUCUUAUAGGCUAUUGUUCGAUCAACAUCAACCGACGGGUCCGUUUACACUGGAAUUGAUUGAGCCGUAUUGCAGUGUCGGAUUCCGCAUCCCAGAUUUUGAUGUCAAUAACCUCUGCGUAAAACGUGACCAAUGUAGCCAGCUGAGUCAGCGCUUCGAUCUAGCCGAGCCACCAUAUUUGAUUGGCGUGAAGCAAAUCAUAGCGAACAUAAAAUGCAAGACAUUUCAUGUUCUACCCUCACUUAAUGAACUUAUUACAAAACGUAUUAAUAAGAUGAUGGCUCGUGGAUGGGUACAGAAUGGUGUACCGCUCAUCAACAGACCUCAGCAGGUUAGGCCAACAUUUGUCAUUAGUCCACUUUUGACAAGUUCAGAUCUUUACAAAAAUGUUGAGUUGGCAAUGCAAAAAAUUAUUGGAAGCACAAUGAUAAGCGUAAAACAAAUCUAUAAUCUUGAAUUGGAAAACAUAUGGAAAUCCAUGAAAGUAUUGAUUGCUAAUGAAUGUUCUGAUAGUAGUCCUAAUGAACAAUUUUUGUUUCACGGCACACACACGAACAAAUGGAAAAGAAUUAUGGAGGAAGGCUUUGAUUACGGCUUCUUUAAGACCCCUGGCGUGUUUGGUAACGGUGCUUACUUUGCUGACAAUGCACAAAAGUCUCACGAAUAUACGUUGCCUAUGCCUAGUGAUCCUACUAUGACGCGCAUAAUAUUAUUCAGUAAAGUGGCUUUGGGUCAAGAGAUGAUCAUGAAGCACAUGAAUAGUGCUCUUUAUGCUGCACCUCGUGAUCAUCACUCUGUUCAUGGCAUCGCUUCUGAUAGUUCAGAAUACGUUAUCUAUCGCUUGACACAGGCUCUGCCAUUCCUAAUAAUUACUUAUCAAGUUCACUCUUCAUAA